Myxocyprinus asiaticus (Chinese sucker) is the source of this 1369-nucleotide messenger RNA. RefSeq names its product myozenin-1-like. Bases 181 to 933 code for a protein of 250 amino acids. The record is from RefSeq and is a predicted model, not a curated record. Gene Ontology annotation, molecular function: telethonin binding; actin binding; FATZ binding. The transcript has 6 exons. Gene Ontology annotation, cellular component: Z disc; actin cytoskeleton. Lineage: Eukaryota; Metazoa; Chordata; Actinopteri; Cypriniformes; Catostomidae.
ACUAGGAUUUCACUCUUCCUGGGAUGUAGAAGAGAGCAGUAGUUGGUGGAAUCCUGGUCAACCACAAGGAAUUGGAUUUACCUGAAAAUAAUCCUCCUAAGAAUCUUAAUUUUCCUUUUUUAUAAAAUCCGAUUCAAUUUUGUUUUUGAAACAGGGAUUCUUUGGUCUCAGAUCGCAGUGAUGCCUGUCUCUGGAACACCUGCUCCAACCAACAAGAGGAAGAAGCCUUCUAAAAUCAUCACAGACUUCUCAAACAUUUCACAAGAUGACCAGGAAGAUGAAGAGGCUGAAGCCACUGAACUGAACCUGGGGACCAAAAUCAAGGCCCCUAAAGAUGUGAUGUUGGAGGAGCUGUCCCUCAUGAAAAACAAGGGCUCCAAAAUGUUUAAGAUGAGACAGCAAAGGGUGGAGAAAUUCAUUGUCAGUGAUGAAAACCUGCAAAACCUCCAAAACCUGGCUCCUUCUCUGGGUUGCGAGAUGACAACUCCACUUGCUCCAUCUCCCAAACCAGAGCCACCUCAAGAGGAAGUAAAUGCUGAGGCGGAGAAGGAAAAGAGAAGGCCUGAGUAUGUUAAAACAUAUGUAUCACCAUGGGAACGUGCUAUGAAAGAUGAUGAAGCACUUAAAAAAACCAUGAAGUUGAAAAUGCCAGGGCCUCAUGUUUACAUGGAACUUCCCAAGUACAAGAGUUUUAACAGAACGGCUCUACCCUUUGGAGGAUUUGACAAGGCCUCUCGCCUCGUGACCUUUGAGCCCCCAGAGGUCAAAGUGACCGCUGAAGAGCCACAACCAGUGCCUGUGUUGCAGGACAACCUUUGUUGUCGACCUUCUUUCAAUCGCACUCCAAUCGGCUGGACAUGCAGUGAGGAGAACAGCCACAUCCACAUGGAGCUCGAUAACUUCCCCUUUGACGGCGAGACUGAUGACCUCUGAGAAAUCUGCCCAUCUUUUGCUGAACAACACAGACAUGUACAUACUCAAUAAUAUACAUGCUGUGCGCAUACAUAUGCACAUACAAAAACUAGCAAACACCUUAUGCACUCACACCUACCUGUACACCUGGCAGAGAAAUAACUAUGACUUAUUAGUAUUUGCAUGAGAAUGGAAUGACCAUGAGAAAAAGUACCCCUCCCUGCCUUAAACCGUUUGCAUUUUCCUUCCAUUUUUGUGUGUGCUGUUUGCUGUUUUCUCAUGUGGAAACCCUUCAGCGCAUGUUAUGCUUAGCUGAUUCAUAUGCCAGAAUACAUUAUGUCUAAUUUACUGCAAUGACCUCUUCAUGUCAUUUUAUAUGACAUGUACUAUAUAUAUUUAAAAAAGCUAAAACUAUCUCAACCUGGCGGUACAAUAAAACUGUAUCCUUAAAUAGACU